Molecule: messenger RNA, 791 nt
Organism: Drosophila simulans
Lineage: Eukaryota; Metazoa; Arthropoda; Insecta; Diptera; Drosophilidae
Product: salivary glue protein Sgs-5
Exons: 4
Coding region: 289-744 (151 amino acids)
Molecular function (GO): protein binding
Source: RefSeq, a predicted model, not a curated record
AGUUAUUCUAUUCUUGAAACCCAGAUGCACAUUUGGAUUUUUGCGCUCUUUGGGCUUUUGUGCCCACUAUUCAUUAUGGGACGCCCAAGUUUCGGUCGGUAGAUCUGCGAACUACCAGUCAUUUUUUCUGCUGACUACAAGUGUCCCGAGCAAAUAAAUUUUAUUCGCACCUGAUUAUACAUUGAUUUAACGGCUGAGAGCGGUUGAGAGCAAAGCACUAAAAUUAUUGUUCACAAAUAUUUAUAAAUAAAAACCGCACGGAAGCCGUUUCAGUCGCCUGUGCUCAUCAUGGCCAACAUGAUCGUCAACCUCUCAUUUAUUUUCUUUUUCUUGGGUGGUAUUAUCCAUCUCAAUGAAGCCCAGACAACGGAUUGUUCGAAUUCGUGUAUGCUUCGAGCAAGAUGCACUCCUUACUACAAGGAUCUGGUCUGGUCAGUGGUGGAUCGCGUCUGUCGGGUCUUCCAGAACGGUUGCAUCUUUGCCAAUGAAAACUGCAUGAGAGCCAAUCGCUGCUUGCCACCCAUGGUAGCCACCACAAAGGAGGAGUGUACGAAGGAGAUCUACUGUCCAAGGUGGUGUUCCCGGGGAGGUCCGCCAGUCUGCGCAUGGUUUCCCUAUACGGACAGUAAUGGGAAUACCGGGGGUCGAGACAUGUCAUUCGGAAGUCGCUGUCUACUAGACAUGUAUGCCUGCCGUAAUGAACAGGCCUAUGUCAACGAACCACGGAUCGGAUCGUGCACAUAAAAUAUUUAAAUAAAUAUUAAAAUAUUUACCAAUAUAUGCGAGCUAAA